GCAUUACUUUUUUUUUAAUAUUUAAAAAGGGGGAUUUUUCUGCGACCUGGGUAUAUGCUAGAAAUGUAUUAUUUGAAACUAAGUGGAAAUCUAAAAAUUACAUUACGUGUUUAUAAGGUUUUAAAUGGGGAUUUUUUUUAACUGACGCACACCGAGCUGUUAAAGCUAAGAAUUUUUUUUUAAUGUGACUGGAGUUUUCCCUUAUACUGAAACACAUUUACGUGUUCUGUACAAAUUUUAACAGGACAUUUUCUUUUAAAACAUGACGAACACUGAGCUGUUAAAACUAAGAAAUUUUUAACUUAAAAUAGCUUGUGAGGUGGCUCAUGGAAAUACCAUGACGUGUUUUUGAAAUUUUAGAAAAAUUUAACCGCCUGACUUCAACUGAGCUGGUAAUACGUAGGCAUGUUUUUGCAAGAAUUCACUCUAGAACUGGAAAUACCAUGACGUGUCUUUGAAGUUUUAAAAAAAUAUUUUUGACGAGCUGACUUAAACUGAGCUGGUAAUACGUGGGCAUGUUUAUGCACUAAUUCACUCUAGAACUGGGAAUACCAUGACGUGUUUUUUAAAUUUUAUAAAAAUAUAUUUUUGACCACCUGAUUCUAACUGAGCUGGUAAAACGUGGACAUGUUUUUACCUGAAAUAGCUCUGGAACUGGGAAUAACAUUACGUGUCUUUUUGAAAAUUAAAAGUGGGGAAAUAUUUGAAACCCCCCUGACGUACGUUUGACUUAAGAACAGCUCAGGUGUUUUUUAAACUUAAAAUAACAACAUACGUGAAUUAACUAAACAUGGCUGCACCAGGAAGCACAAACAACGUAGACUUUGAUAAAAUCGCAGAAGUUUACAAGAAAAAAAAUAACAUUUCAGGAAAAACGAACUUAGACAAUGUAAAGAUAAGUGUGUUAAAUGUAGCCUGGAGCGAUUUCAAAGACAAACAGAACACUGACAAGAAAAAGCCUGGAUUGUAUUUGAAGCUACAAAAGGGAGCAUGGACCGGACUAACCAGUACUUACAAGUUAACCCUCAACGGUCUUCCUGCUGACGUAAAGGCUGCGAUGGGUGGAGAAGAGGUCAAAGCAAAACACCCGGACAACCAAAAUGUAGUUUUUAUACCAACAGAAGGACAGAAACUAGCAAAAAGCAUCGCUGGUAAAUUUAAGUUUGAUGGCUCUGUGACGGGUAAUGUGAUCUACUCGGGGACUGCAGUUGAGCAGCAAGCCGUGGCUCAGAUUGUCCAAGAUUUACAAGGGGACGAGACAGUCAAGAACCUGACAGUGACCACCAAUGAUAAGAAGAUGCCCAGCUCUGCAGACUGGAAGGUGGAGGGGGAGUUCGAGUUUUACUCGUCUUAGUUCGUGUGCUUGUGAAGUGGUGUGUGUCUUUUCGUUGAGUGUAAGUUGAGUAUGUUUUUUUUUAACUGACAAUACAUUCGUUUAAUGUAAGUUUAACUAUGUUUUUUUUUUCACUGACAAAACAUUUGUUUAGUGUAAGUUUUGUGUGUUUUUUAUCCUGUCAUAACAUUCAUUUUGUGUAAGUUUUGUAAAAAAAGUUACACUAUCAUAACAUUCGUUUAGUGUAAGUUUUUUUUGUUUUUGAACUGCCAUAACAUUCAUUUAACGUUAAGUUUUUUAUGGGUUUUUUUUACAUUCUCAUAACAUUCGUUUAGUGUUAUAUUGUGUAUGUUUACUUUCCACUGAAAACACACAACAAGUAAUUUUUUAAAAAUUGUUUAGAGUUAGUUAAUUAUUUGUUGAAUAAAGCACUGUUUCUGUGAUUUAGACUUUUUGUUUUUCAUAUAAUAAUUCUUAUUUUUAUACAUAAAUUGUGUGUUUUUACACAUGGUAUUUUGUCAAAAAAUCAGAAAAUAUUCUAGAAUAUAAAUGGCAUUGUGGGUAUUUUUUGUUUAUGGAACAAAUGUGUGUAAAUAUAUCAAAGCCAUUUCUAUUAAUAAAUAGUAAAUCAAAUAUAAUAUUUACAUUCCAGUUUUUAAAGUUUGCAUGGGAUUUUUUAAUGUGAAAUUGUUACUAUUAUAUGAUGCAAGGGGGACAACCACUACACAGUUUUUAAAUAAUUAUUUUCGUUAAACCUUUAACAUAAGACUAUCCAAUCUUCAAUAUAAAAAUAAAAAUUAUAACUAUAAACGAGUACUUUUAUGUAGAGUAAAAAUCUUUUUGAAUAAAAUAAAAGUUAUCCUGUUUUUAUUUUUAAAAAUGUAUCAGCAUAACUGACAGCUGAAUUGUUUUUUUGAAAAAAUUUCGAAAUGUUUCUUUUUUCUUUUAUUUCCAUUUAUAGGGAAUAAUACAUCAAAAUGUAAUUGAUUGUCGAUUUUAAAAAAAUCUAUUUCAGAAUUCCUAUAGAAUACUAAAUUUAUUGUUGAAAAUACUUUAUUAAUUUUGUAUUGUAUGCUGUGUGUGACAUAUUACUCAAUAUUCGUGAAAAAAUUAUAUGUAAUUUUCUAAAAUAUAAAUUAAUACUUAUUAAUACUUAUGCACUUUUGCAAGCUUGAUUCAGGAAAGUUAAUAUACUUUUAUUAGUUGGAGACCAUGUUUUGAAAUAUAUCCAAUUUGAAGCGUUGAAGAUUAUAUUUUAUCUCUUGUAAUUAAUUUUUUAAAAAUGUACUACUUACAUGUUGGACACAUUUUUAAAAUCCGAUUCAUAUAAAAGCCUUUUAUUUAGCUAUUUAAAUGAAAACUAAUUAAAGACUAUAAUUUCUUAGUGUUUUUUUAUAACUGCAGUAUCAACACUUAUGAUAUUGUUACCUGAUCUCAUGUAUUUAGCCUUAGCUAUAAAAUACAAUUGUAUAUAUAAGCAUAUUAGAUAUGUUUUAAGAAAUCGAAUGGGCUUAGUGAUGUGUACUCGGUAUAAAAAAUAUUAUAGCUUAGUUAAACUGAACCAGUAUAGAUUUAAUUCCAUUGUUCAGUUAAUAUUACUUAGUCUUUUAUAUCCUUUUUACUUUUUAUACAAUUUUUAUAAAAGCUACUAUGCUGUUAUUAUAAAUAAACACAUAAACAUAUACAAAUGUAUAACAAAACAAUAAGUUCUGUACUUGUUUAUUUUGGCUGUAAUUAGUCUGGUGCUUGAGUUGUAAACAGUUGUUAAAUCUUUGCUGUAUUAAAAAUAAUAUUAUAUAAUGAUCACAUUUUACAAGACACGUAAGGCUACAACAAGAUGUCUUUAAUAAUGAACAGUCGAAUCAAUAUACAUUUGAACAAUUUCGACAGUUAUAACUUAUUAGCUUUUUAAAGUCGUUUUUCUUUAUUUUUUGUUUCUUAUUUUUUUUUUAACUUGUCUUCUUAAAUAUUAUUAUCUAAUUAAAUGAAACUAAACAAUGAUUAAUUUUAAAUAAGAAAACCCAUAAGAACUCAAAAGAAUUCCCGAUUAAAAAAAACAGUUGUAAAAAUAACUCCAACUCAACAUCCAUUAAUAUUUAUUCACUGUUUGUUGUUGCACCAGUUCGGCUUUACAACGCCGCGUCACUGCGCGUGUCCUGAUACUAGGCCAGCCGGUUUCGGUAUCGGCUAGGUGACGCUGACGUGUCUAUUUAUAAAGCGCUCGAGGUUUCGGUAUGUUGCAGGGUAAUCCCUUUCCUGUGAGAUAGGCUUUUCCCGAUCAUGUUUUAAAAAUAACUAUGAGCAACCCUGUCGACUGCUGUUUGUAGGUCAUGGGGAACGAGAGAUAACUCUGAAAAUAUUUAUAAUUUAUAAUAACAUUAUUAACAUUCGUAGAUUUGAUAUAGCCUAACUUUCGUUUGCCUAACAAAAUUGAGUUAAAAGCUAAUCACGGAAUUAUUUUAUCAAUACAAGACCUUAAAUACAGGUGCUUUGUUUUUCAAAAAAAAAAGCUUUAAACGUAGGUUUUGAGUUGUUCUUUUUUAACAAAAAAUAAAUCUAGUAAUGAAAUCGAUUUUGUGGAAAAUGUUACAAUUAUGAGAAUUAUAGAAAGGAUCUGGGUUUUCUACGGCUAUGACAUUUCAAUUGAACAAGAAUAUAUUUUAUGUAUGAUAUAUUAUACACGAAAGUUAACUUAGUCGGAAGAAAACAAUUAUUUGAUUAUCUGGGUAUUCGAUUUUAAGUGAAUAAAUUCGCUGCGCGGUCUAAGGGAGGCUACUCUAUAAUUAUUUUACAUCUAGUUUCAAGUAUAUUAAGCUUGAUUGCAGUAAAAAUCAAUAUUGUUUGUUUUUAGUCUAAUGUUAGAGUUUUGUAUAAGAGAUCGUGCAAAUAAUAUGUACAAAAAUUUAAAAAUGCUUAUUUCAACUUACAAUAUGAAAAAAAUAAUUCAAUUUAAUUUUAUCUGUUUAAUGGAGAAAUUUAAAAUUAAUAAAACAAGGGUGUGGAUUUUGUAUGGCUAAUAUAUUUCAACUGAUUCAAAAUAGGGUUAUAUGUAUUAUGUAUUUUACAAGUAAGUUUAAUUAAUCACAAGAAACAAUAUGCGACUCUUUAGUAUUUUUGCUAUUACUAUUAUGGUAUUGCAUUUUCAAUUUAUGUGUUCGUGAUGCUUUGUGAUGUAAGGGAAAUUACUCAACAUUUAUUUUGCAUCAAAAUAUUAAAAGAGUUAACGGGC
Molecule: messenger RNA, 4562 nt
Organism: Physella acuta
Lineage: Eukaryota; Metazoa; Mollusca; Gastropoda; Physidae
Source: RefSeq, a predicted model, not a curated record